AUGAUUGACACUCUCAUCACUGUCGCGUUCUGCCUUUCCAGCGCGUUGACAGUGCUGAUCCUGCUACUCCCAUCGCAGUAUGAUCCUCGUCCCGCUUCGGCGAAGGACACGCCGCGACAAACAAGCGUGCAGAUUCUAGUGCUAGGAGAUAUUGGUCGAAGUCCCCGUAUGCAAUAUCAUGCACUGAGUAUUGCAAGAAAAGGUGGAAAGGUGGUGGUCAUUGGGUACACAGAGUCCGAACUUCAUCCAGAUAUUGUUUCGAACCCCAAUAUCUCUAUCACUCCUAUACCUCCUCAUCCGAGCAUUCUGCAGACGAACAACAAACUCCUAUUUAUGAUCUAUGGGCCAUUGAAGGUGUUGUUUCAGAUUGUCUGUCUAUGGAGGUGUCUGGCAUACAAGACCACUGCAUCACAAUGGUUGUUGGUACAAAAUCCGCCGUCAAUUCCAAGCUUGGCUGUCGCUUCUCUAUCCUGUUUUUUGCGACAAACACGAUUGGUCAUUGAUUGGCAUAACUUUGGGUAUUCCAUCCUGGCAUUGAAACUCGGCCCGACCCAUCCUCUCGUCAAGCUCUCCACCUGGUAUGAGAAGACAUUCGGCCAAUGGGCAUCGGCCCAUAUCUGUGUCACCAAUGCUAUGGGCUCCGUUCUUCGGCGGGAAUUCCAGCUUCAGGCUCCUGUGUUGCCAUUGCAUGAUCGUCCUGCCAAUCAUUUCAGUCCCAUUCUGAAUCCAGAGGAGCGUAUAAAAUCCCUCGCCACCUUUAUAGAAGCCAAUUCAAUACAAGAAUCGAUAAUAGCAGGUAGCACACGAGUUCUGGUCAGCUCGACCUCGUGGACCCCAGAUGAGGACUUCUCCGUCCUCAUCAACGCAUUGCUGCAAUAUUCCAAUAUGGCUGUGUCUCAGCCAAACUUACCCGAAAUUAUGGCCAUCAUUACUGGGAAAGGUCCCCAGAAAGAAUUUUAUCUCAAGGAGAUCUCGGCCCUCGAGGAUGCUGGAAAGCUCCAGAAGGUUACGAUCCGCACCGCAUGGCUGAGCGUUCCAGAUUACGCAAGACUCCUUGCAUCAGCAUCUCUAGGGGUAAGUCUUCAUACCAGUAGCAGCGGAGUGGACCUACCAAUGAAGGUUGUCGACAUGUUUGGCGCUGGAUUGCCCGUUGUUGGCUGGAAUCGCUUUCAGGCCUGGUCUGAGUUAGUAAGCGAGGGUGUCAACGGGAUGGGCUUUGGAAACGCAAGUGAAAUGGCCGAUCGACUGGUUGAGCUGUUCAGUGAUGACUCAAAGCUUGAAAAUCUCCGUCUGGGAGCUCAAAAAGAAAGUAUCCGGAGAUGGGAUGAUGAAUGGGAUCCCAUCGCUGGAAAACUCCUUGGUCUCUAG
Messenger RNA from Penicillium taxi, 1368 nucleotides. RefSeq names its product chitobiosyldiphosphodolichol beta-1,4 mannosyltransferase. Gene Ontology annotation, cellular component: endoplasmic reticulum. NCBI's taxonomy places the organism in Eukaryota, Fungi, Ascomycota, Eurotiomycetes, Eurotiales, Aspergillaceae. The record is from RefSeq and is a predicted model, not a curated record. The transcript has 2 exons. Bases 1 to 1368 code for a protein of 455 amino acids. Gene Ontology annotation, molecular function: mannosyltransferase activity.